AUGCAGCCUACAGAAAUCCUCGCCAUCUUGGCAGGAACUUAUCAGCUCCUGAACACGUCUGCUACACGGGAUGGAGUGACUGUCCCGGACCGAACAUACGGCUCCAACCCUGUUGGCAUCCUAUCCUACAGCAAGUCCGGCUUCAUGUCUGCAACUAUCACAUCAACAAACCCCGAAGAUCGACCUGCCAACUUGACAUUCCCCUUCGAAGAUUCACAAUCAGACGCCGACUGGGCCCUUGUCGGCAAGCACAGCAUCGGCUACGCAGGGCCACUCCGAAUCAGCGAUGCGAUCCCCGCGAAUGCAACCUUUGGCCAAGUCCUGCACGGGCCCUUGACGGUAGCCAACGUUCCGUCCAUGGCUGGAGGCAGCCAAGCGCGCAAUUACACACUCUACGAAGAUGGGAAGAUCUUGCGCAUCUCAACACAAAGAGAUGGCGGGAAUCGUGGAGAGCUCUGGUGGAAGAGACUAGACUAG
Colletotrichum orchidophilum is the source of this 477-nucleotide messenger RNA. RefSeq lists its product as uncharacterized. NCBI's taxonomy places the organism in Eukaryota, Fungi, Ascomycota, Sordariomycetes, Glomerellales, Glomerellaceae. The coding region runs from base 1 to 477 and encodes 158 amino acids. The record is from RefSeq and is a predicted model, not a curated record. The transcript is spliced from 2 exons.